AUGGGAAAUUCCAAAUCGACUUCGAAGAAACAAAAGAUCGCUUUGACAAAUGAGCGGCAAAAACAACAAAUCAGACGAAAAGAAGAAUAUUAUUUGCCUAAAUCAUAUUAUGAUAUUGACCGACUACAACGUCAUCAUUUUUUCGUCAAACAUGUAUUCGGGCAUAAUUUCUCAUGCCCGCUGGAAGAAACUUUAAAAACAGGUGCCCGCGUUUUGGAUGGAGGGUGUGGGCCGGGAGUUUGGCUUCUUGACAUGGCGACGCAAUAUCCUAACUCGCAUUUCUAUGGUAUUGAUAUUGAACCACUCUAUCCUAGCCAAAUAAAACCGGCAAAUGUAAACUUUUAUCGGUGCGAUUUGAUGCAAUUGGAGAAAUUAAAUUUCGAGGAGAACUCAUUUGAUAUGGUUCGAAUAGGUUUUAUGAAUCUUACAUUUAAUGAAGAAAUCUAUGCCAAAAUAAUUGAGAAAAUGUUAAAAUUUUUAAAACCCGGUGGAUAUUUUGAAAUUUCGGAAGUAGAAUUAAUUUACUCUAAUAUUGGAAAGAAUUUUACACAAAUGAUGAAAACACUAAUCACGAGUCUUGAAAGGAGUGCAGAUCUCACUUUGAAACACGAAAAUAUGUUACUCGCCACGGGGCAAUUAACUAACAUUCAACAAGUGAUACGAGUAACAAAGCUUGGAUCAUCUGGUGGUUUUGCCGGAGAACUAUAUUUAAGUCUAGUCGAGGAAUUUUUUAUGGGUCCUAUUAGAAUGUUGUUAGGCGAGGUAAUGGACAUGUCUCCAAAGGAAUACGAGCAGUUUUGGCAACAAUGCAAAGCUGAGUGUAUUGAAUUGGGAACUGGAGUUCCGAUUAAGAGAAUUUGGGGGCAGAAAAUUGUUAUUUAA
Ambispora leptoticha is the source of this 882-nucleotide messenger RNA. Lineage: Eukaryota; Fungi; Glomeromycota; Glomeromycetes; Archaeosporales; Ambisporaceae. The record is from the annotation of a GenBank genome assembly.